This is a messenger RNA of Phytophthora sojae, 2856 nucleotides long. RefSeq lists its product as hypothetical. Gene Ontology annotation, cellular component: membrane. The coding region runs from base 1 to 2856 and encodes 951 amino acids. The record is from RefSeq and is a predicted model, not a curated record. The transcript is spliced from 7 exons. Gene Ontology annotation, molecular function: ATP hydrolysis activity; ABC-type transporter activity; ATP binding. NCBI's taxonomy places the organism in Eukaryota, Oomycota, Peronosporomycetes, Peronosporales, Peronosporaceae.
AUGCCAACCCCGGAGGUCGUGUACACUUCGGGCAAGGAGAUGCUGGGGCAUGGGCCCAUGGAGCUGCACCAGGACAUCGCCACCAAGAUCGAGGCCGCUCUCGGGGAACCGUUUCCUCGGAUGGGAGUUCGCUUCAAGCACGUGUCGCUCUCCGCCGACCUGGUGGCGUUGACAACCAAGGACCCACAAACAGCCGAUGAGCUACCGACGCUCACCAACGAAGUCCUGAAAGCUUUCGCGUCGCGGUCGUCCAAGACGCGCGCAGUACGGAAACCCAUUCUGCAGGACGUCACGGGGUCCUUCCGACCGGGCACCAUCACGCUCGUGCUCGGUCAGCCUGGCUCGGGCAAGUCGGCUCUCAUGAAGCUGCUCAGUGGACGCUUCCCCAUGGGCAAAGCCGUCACUCUGGAGGGUGAAAUGACCUACAACGGCGUGGCUCGCGAGACGCUAUUAAAGCGCCUGCCGCAGCUCGUCAACUACGUGACCCAGACGGUCACGCACUUGCCCACGCUGACUGAAAACGCUCGUGCUGUUGACGCGGCGCGCGGCGUCUUCCAGUACUACCCGGACAUCACUCUACAGUCUCUCGGGCUCACCGAUUGCCAGAACACGAUCGUGGGCAACGAAAUGUAUCGAGGCAUCUCCGGAGGCGAGAAGCGACGCAUGACCACAGGCGAGAUGGAGUUCGGGCUCAAGUACGUGACGUUCAUGGACGAGAUCAGCACGGGGCUCGACAGCGCCGCUGCCUUCGACAUUGUCGCUGCCCAACGCAGUAUCGCCAAGAAGCUCCAUCGCAUUGUGGUGAUCUCACUGUUCCAACCGUCACCGGAGAUUUUCUCUCUGUUCGACGACGUCCUCCUUCUGAACGACGGUCGAGUGCUGUACCAUGGACCCACGCAAUCGGUCCAGAGCUACUUCGAGUCGUUGGGGCUGACUUGUCCGCCCGAAAAGGACAUCGCCGACUUCCUCUGUGAACUCGCUACUCCCGACCAAAGCGUGUACGAGUCCGUGCAGUCGAUUCCAGGUCGUAUCGCACCUCCACGCACUGCUCACGACAACGUCACGAGGAGGUGCAUGGCCGACGUAACGGAGUUCCAGCAGAGUCUCCUGGCCAGUUUGCGGACGCUUCUGAAGCGUGAAGCCAUUCUGAGCAAGCGCAACGACGCGUUCAUGGAUCUGGCGGACGCUCAAGUCUCGAUGGGCGUCAUCUUCGCGGCGUCCCUCUUUCUUGGUCUCGGUCAAGACGCAAACCUCGUCGUAUUCUACGACGCGCGUAGUGUCUUCUACAAGCAGCGAACCGCCAACUUCUACCGCACCGCUGCAUAUGUACUCGCGUGCUCGCUGAUCGAGAUUCCGCUGGCCCUAGCGGUGAGUCUCAUCUUCGGGUCGCUGGUGUAUUGGCUUGGAGGUUUGGUGCACGAGGUGGGGGCGUUCCUCCUCUUCGAGUUCUUCCUCACUCUCACCAUCUUAGUGUUCGCAGCCAUGUACUUCCUGUUGGCGGCAGUGUCACCGAAUCUCAACAUUGCCAAACCCGGACUGGUUGACGUGGCUCUAUUGGCUCGACCCCGUGGCGUGGACUGUGCGCAGCAUUGCAACUUGUGGCACACCGUCUCGGUGCCUGGCGGUCGAGGCCAGCCUGCGAAGAACGUCGACUUGCUCAAGGGGAUCACCGGAUACGCCUUGCCAGGGACGAUGACAGCGCUCAUGGGAUCCACUGGAGCUGGCAAAACCACGCUCAUGGACGUGAUCGCGGGUCGGAAGACGGCAGGCAUCAUCAAGGGCGAUAUCCUGCUCAACGGGUUCCCGGCCACCGACUUGAGCAUCCGCCGCUGCACCGGGUACUGCGAGCAGACCGACGUCCACUCCACCGCUUCGACGUUCCGCGAGGCGCUAACGUUCUCGGCGUUUCUCCGCCAGGACGCUACAGUCCCCGACAGCGUCAAGUACGACACGGUGGACGAGUGUCUGGAGCUGCUCGGGCUUGACGACGUCGCCGACCACAUCAUCCGUGCCAGCUCCAUGGAGAAGAUGAAGCGCCUCGCGAUCGGCGUCGAGAUGGCUGCGCAGCCGAGCGUGCUGUUCCUGGACGAGCCGACCAGCGGCCUGGACGCGCGCUCCGCCAAGUUGAUCAUGGGCGGCGUGCGUCGAGUGGCCGACUCGGGACGAACCGUGCUUUGCACGAUCCACCAGCCGUCGUCGGACGUCUUCUCUCUCUUCGACAGCUUGCUGCUGCUCAAGCGAGGGGAUGAGACGGUGUACUUUGGUGAAUUAGGGCGUGGGGGCAGCUCGAUCGUCCGGUACUUUGAGGCCAUCCCGAGUGUCCCUCGCAUCGAGAAAGGCUACAACCCGGCCACGUGGAUGCUGGAAGUGAUCGGAGCCGGUGUCGACAGCCACCGCAAGGCCGACCCAAGCGUAGCCACUACGCCAAACGGACCCCAGCAGGCGGGGAUAGCGUCACCACCGACUUUGUGCCUGGCCGAGGCCGCACUCUACUGGGUCAACCUCGCGCUGCUGAUCCUGUUCGAGGCGUACCUGGCGCAGCUGGCCAUGUUCUCGUCCCCGACCAUGGAGCUCGCGACCAUCCUCGGCGUCAUGAUCAACGCGUUCGGGCUCAUGCUCACGGGCUUCAACCCUCCGGCGCUGCAGAUCCCGGCGGGCUACAAGUGGAUCUACGACGUCUGUCCGCACCGCUACAGCUUCUCCGUGCUGGUGGCCAUCGUCUUCGGCGACUGCUCGGACGCGCAACUCGCCGAGAUCGCGCUCGCCAGCGCCAAUGACACGAGCGCGCUGGGCCUCUCGAGUGCUCACAGCGUUGGCCAUGCGCUUCGUCAACCACCAGCGGCGUUAGAAUCCUAA